AUGAGCUCAACAUUGAGCCCUUUUACAGAUUUGGUGGAUCCCUCAAGCCUAGGGAAGUUUGUUUACGAUGGCAAUGAGUUGGCUGUUUUAAGCUCGUUGUUAGAUAAAGCUUCUAAGUAUGGGCAUGCGAAAUUAAAAAUAUUCAUUCGGAAUCUCAAUUUACCCCCAUCACAUCCCAUACGUAAAAGUCUUUGGUCACAGCUUUUAUCCACUAAAUAUUCCAUAAAUUUACAGAUUUCCGAUUCAAGUAUCCAUAGUAAUGAUAUUUCAACAACCAGUGUUACAAACAUUGAUGGUUCUUCAUUAUUGGCUGGUUACGAGUUUUCUAAUCAAAUGUUAUUGCCAACUUUUUUCUUAAAUACACUUGGUCAAAAUUGUUUACGAACAAUAUUACAUAAUAUUUUUAUUGACCGCCCAGAACUUGUUUAUGCCCCACAGCUAUGGCCGUUGACAGCAUUAUUUCUACACUAUAUGCCUAUUACAGUUGUACGUAAAUGUAUACUCACUUUAUUGGAUCAACCUGGUACUUUAAUUCAAACAAAAUCUGAUUGGAAAGAACAUUGUUUGUCACUAGAAGAGUUGGCCUAUUUAUGUAAUAUUUUACGAAGAGAUAGUCAGAAACGUACCAUAUUGCUGACUUCCACAUUAAAUGAGAAAAAUGUUAGUGCCACCUGUAAAGAAGAUGAAAGACGACUUGAGUUGGCCCGUUGGUGUUUUUUACUGUGGAAGUUACCUUUUGAACAUCUUGUUUGUUUAAUUGAUAGCUUUUUGUUAGAGGGACCAAAAGUGUUCUAUCGUGCUGGUUUAGUCAUUCUUAAAGCCUCCUUAAGUGGAAAGUAUUCAAAGAGUAUCAGUGAAACCAAUGGAAUCGGGAGGAGUGUUGGUGAUUAUUCUCAUGUGUUUGUGUAUGAUGAAGAAAUAUUCAAACAUAUCCCGUUGACACCAUCAAAGUUAAUGAGAAAAAUGUUCUCACUGCGUGGUGUGAGUCGGACGAAAAUUGCUCAGGCAAUCAAAAGUGUUCAGUCUCUUCAAGUGAAUUUUGAUGUUGACAAACAGCUAAUUCAACCAUGUAAUAAAAGUGGAAAGAAUACAUUCGCUGCUUACUUACUUGGUGGUGAUGCUGAAAAACAAAUUCAUCCGUCUGAGUGUGUAUCGAGUAAUGAAUUAGCUUCAAUUAUCACAUCGAUUGAUGAUCGCAAAUAUUCCUGUUUAUUUAAACCGUAUCGAAUAUUUUCAUCUAAUGUAGAUGGUAAUAGCCUGCGUACAUUUUAUGCUAAGGCAGCAGAGACAGAAAAUCCCGCAACAAUUCUAUUGGUACGUAGUUUGUCAAGGAAUAGUAUUAUUGGAGCUUUUUGUUCAGACAGAUGGCAACCUCGUGUUGAAUCUGUUUACUACGGAAAUGGUUUAUGCUUUCUAUUUCGCAUUAAACCUGGUCCAUUUGUUAUAUAUAGGUGGGUUGGAUCAAGUUCUGGUGAUGAAAAGAUUAUACAUUCCAUACAACAUCAACGUUUUCAACGAGCUUCAAAUAAUGGUAUAGAACUUGGUGGCAGUAUAAGUAAGGGACCUCCAGGUUUGAGCUUGGAUAGUUGUCUCACAACGGCUUCAAGUGGUCCAACUUUAACUUUUUCUAAUCCUUGCUUGAUUACUGAUCCAGCUGAUUUAACACAAACAGUUCAGUGUGAAAAUGGACAAAUUGGUUGUAUGUUCACUGUUGGAUUGGUCGAACUAAUUGGUUUUCAUGAUCUCUAA
Messenger RNA from Schistosoma spindalis, 1749 nucleotides. The record is from the annotation of a GenBank genome assembly. Lineage: Eukaryota; Metazoa; Platyhelminthes; Trematoda; Strigeidida; Schistosomatidae.